Molecule: messenger RNA, 2344 nt
Organism: Gavialis gangeticus (Gharial)
Lineage: Eukaryota; Metazoa; Chordata; Crocodylia; Gavialidae
Gene: WASF3
Product: WAS protein family member 3
Exons: 9
Coding region: 474-1694 (406 amino acids)
Biological process (GO): positive regulation of Arp2/3 complex-mediated actin nucleation; actin cytoskeleton organization
Cellular component (GO): lamellipodium; SCAR complex; cytoskeleton
Molecular function (GO): protein kinase A regulatory subunit binding; Arp2/3 complex binding; actin binding
Source: RefSeq, a predicted model, not a curated record
GGAGCUCUGCCUGAAGGAAUUACCAGUGAACUGGAAUGUGUAACCAACAGUACCCUUGCUGCUAUUAUACGGCAACUUAGCAGUUUAACACUUCACUUUGGUGACCCAUUAAGCCCAGUUGGACUCAUUCCCUGAUGAACAAAGAGCAGCUGCAAAGAAUUUAGGCAUUGAUUUGAGCAGCAUAUAAUAUUUGUUCUCUUCUGCUAGACCUAUGACUUCUGACAGGCUUGAGAGAUGCUGGUAUUUUUGGCUCAGAUCCACCAGGCAUUGUAUUGGAAUUUCAAAUACAUAAUUGAACACCAGCCCUUCAAUAUUCAGGCAAACAUGCUGAAGAUAUAUUUGGUGAAUUGUUUAAUGAGGCCAACAACUUCUACAUUAGAGCAAAUUCCCUUCAAGACAGAAUUGAUCGCCUUGCCGUCAAAGUUACCCAGCUGGAUUCAACAGUAGAAGAGGUAUCAUUACAGGAUAUCAAUAUGAAAAAAGCAUUCAAAAGUUCAACAAUACAGGACCAGCAGGUGGUUUCAAAGAAUAGUAUUCCUAACCCAGUGGCUGACAUUUACAAUCAGAGUGACAAACCACCUCCAUUGAAUAUUCUUACACCAUAUAGAGAUGAUAAGAAAGAUGGGUUGAAGUUCUAUACUGAUCCCUCCUAUUUUUUUGAUCUUUGGAAAGAGAAAAUGUUACAAGAUACUGAAGAUAAACGAAAGGAAAAAAGGCGGCAAAAGGAGCAAAAACGUAUAGAUGGCACAACCCGGGAGGUGAAAAAAGUUAGAAAAGCCAGGAACAGGCGCCAAGAGUGGAAUAUGAUGGCAUAUGAUAAAGAGCUUAGACCUGACAACAGGUUGUCUCAAAAUGUGUACCAUGGAGCAUCUUCCGAGGGAUCAUUGUCCCCAGAUACUAGGUCACAUGCAUCCGAUGUUACAGAUUAUUCUUAUCCUGCUACUCCAAAUCAUUCCCUUCAUCAGCAGCCAGUAAUGCCUUCAUAUGGAGCAGGAGAUGGUCCACAGUACAUGGGUGUAUCCCAGGGUCAUGAACAUGAAUACAGACCACCUUCUACAACAGUGCGACAUGCUACCUUAAACAGACCUCAGCAACCACCUCCACCUCCACCUCAGGCUUCAGAUGGUUCACACAGCUCCGUAUCUUUGGUACCAGCAGACUAUGGGAUGCUUCCAGCUCAGAUAGUGGAUUAUUACAAUCCUACAGGACCUCCCCCUCCUCCCCCUCCUCCUAUGAUUCCUUCAGCACAAACUGCUUUUGUUAGUCCUCUUCAGCUUCCUGUGCCACCGUCUCAUUCUGGACUUAUGACUGGAUCUACUUAUGCUGCUACUCCUCAUCCUCCUCCUACUGGGCUAAUUGUUACAGCUCCGCCACCUCCUGGCCCUCCUCCUCUGCCUCCAGGCCCUCCUGCUGCAGGUUCAUCUCUCUCUUCCUCCCCAAUGCAUGCUCCUCCUGUUGCUGAGACAAAACGGCAUGAAACCACACAGGCACCAAUCAGUGAUGCUCGAAGUGAUCUUCUUGCCGCCAUUCGUAUGGGAAUUCAGUUGAAAAAGGUGCAAGAGCAACGUGAACAGGAAGCAAAGAGAGAACCUGUUGGAAACGAUGUAGCAACUAUCCUUUCAAGACGCAUUGCUGUGGAGUACAGUGAUUCUGAUGAUGAUUCUGAAUUUGACGAAAAUGAUUGGUCAGACUGAGAUCUGUUCCACGUGCUAUAGCAAAAUUCAUGACACUUGGCUGAAGUGGUCACGGUGUUAGUGGAAUAGAAGUCUGGGUGUUGAUACGUAUUACAACUAAUAAUCUAAGCACUAAAAAUGAAUUGGUAUUAUUUGGAAUGCUGUAGCUUAGCAACUCUGGUAAUAAUAAUAAUGUGAUUACGCUUAUGCAGAUCCAAAAAUUUUCUUACUUUCAGUAUUUACUGCAUAAUACUUAAGUGCCACUAAAUGUAGCAGAUCAUGUGCUGCACACAAAGUAGGCUGCAGUUAUUGCACUGUUACAAAACCAGCAUUUUGUUUUGUUUUCUUGAUAAUGAAGGUAUAUGGCAUAUUUUUACUUUACAUUUCUUAUUCUAUAUAAUUUUGCAGACCUAUUUUGUACUUGUGAAGCUGUCUGGUUGUUAGUCAUUGAAGUCCUUGAAGAAGGUUAUUGACACAUGACUAAAAGAUGUCUUCAGGUCCUUAGAUUUUACCUUUCUAACAUUUUUCAGAAGUUAUGACCAUCUUGAAAUACAAGAGACAGUAAAUAAGGGCAAUUAUAACAAGUGCAGAGGCUGUUCCAAUGCGCUGGAUUAAUAGUCUGCUGGAGUGUGACAGUUGCUGCACUCCAGCAGCUUCCUGCAUCUCGUAUA